Messenger RNA from Trematomus bernacchii (emerald rockcod), 4180 nucleotides. It is a transcript of the gene ptk2bb, whose product is annotated as protein tyrosine kinase 2 beta, b. Bases 446 to 3427 code for a protein of 993 amino acids. Gene Ontology annotation, molecular function: ATP binding; protein tyrosine kinase activity. Gene Ontology annotation, cellular component: cytoskeleton; focal adhesion. Lineage: Eukaryota; Metazoa; Chordata; Actinopteri; Perciformes; Nototheniidae. The record is from RefSeq and is a predicted model, not a curated record. Gene Ontology annotation, biological process: protein phosphorylation; signal complex assembly. The transcript has 31 exons.
AGCAGGACUAGAUACGUUUGUAAGUUAACUAGUGGUAAUUAAAGUCGUUAUUUUAAAAUAGGAAAACUAGUUAUUUUUGAGCGUUUUGCAACGAGCAAGGACAUUUACAACUAAAUCGCUCGUGCGUUCAAAAAAGCGCGACACUCUUUCGAGACUCAGACGAGAAACAGAUACAAAAAUACGUUUGGAAAAGUUUGAAAACUUAAACAGACAGCCAUAAACUUAAGACACGAGAUUCAAGAAACACGGAAGUGGGCCCACCUUACCGCAGAGUUGCAAAGGUGAGGGAGUGGCCACCUGCCGCCUGCUGCUCGACUACAGAGAGAGAAUCUGUCAGGCCCGGACUCUCGAGAGCAAUAACACUUUCUGCAAGGCUUUUAUCCCUACAAGAAUUACACCAGAAUCAGAAUGAAGUUGAUAUGAUGGUGCCAACCCAGCCUUGAAAAUGUAUGAGGUGAUGUCCGGGGAGACCCUGUCCUGGAAGGUACCAAGUCCAAGACCGACCAGCGCAGAGUCCAACCCUGAUUCGCUAACGGCCGGGGAGGGAGGCCCCGUCAAGAUCCUCAAAGUGUGCUUCUGCACCAACAACAACCUGGGCAAGAACUUCAAGCUGGUUAAAUGUGACAGCUCCUGGCAAAUUAGGGCCAUCAUCCGUUCGAUCCUGAUCUGUGGUCGGUUGGGGCCGAACAUCGAACACUCGGGAUGCUACGGCCUCCUGCUGAAGCACCUGAAGUCAGAUGAACUCCACUGGCUGCACCCAGAUCUGACGGUCGGGGAGGUGGAGCAGCGCUACGAGAGCAAUCACAUAGAAGCUGAGUGGAGGUAUGACCUUCGUAUCAGAUACGUUCCUGUCAAUUUCUUGGAAAAAUUCAAAGAUGACAGAUCUACGUUAGUGUUUUUUUACCAACAGGUGCGUAGUGAUUACAUGCAGUGUCAUGCCUCUAAGGUCAGUGAUGGGAUGGCGCUGCAGCUCGGUUGUUUGGAGAUCAGGAGGUUCUACAAAGACAUGAAUGCAAAAGGUCUCGAGAAGAAGUCCAACUUUGAGCUGCUAGAAAAAGAAGUGGGCCUGGACCUCUUCUUUCCUCCACAGCUUAUAAACAGCAUGAAGUCGAAGCAGCUACGGAAGUUGAUCCAGCAGACGUUUCAACAGUACGCAACACUCAAGGAGGACGACUGCAUGAUCAAGUUUUUCGAGACCCUCAAAGAGUUCGCCACUUAUGAUGAAGAGGUUUUCCCGUGUGAACUUGUGCAAGGUUGGAGUCUAGCGGUGGAGCUGGUCAUCGGUGGGAGGGGGAUUCGCCAACGCACACAGAAGGAUUCAGCGCCUUCUUUCCUAGCCGACUUCAAACAGAUCAAGAAAAUACAAUGCUUAUCUCAGGGCGACGGCAAGGCUCUCUUAGACCUUUUCAUAGAGGGGGCCCGACAACGUCUGUCAAUCAACGUGGCCACCGUCCCUAUGGCAGAGAACAUGAUGGACCUUAUUGACGGGUACAGCCGCUUGGAGAAUGACACGGAUGAUUCUAUUAUCUACCGGCCAAAUAAAGAUGCCAAUACACACGCCCUGCCUGAGAUUCCCACAGACAGCAGAGACACCAGCUCGAUCAGACACAGCAUGGGGUCUGAUAUCUACUGUGAGAUUAUGGAUGAAAGGCCCAGAUCAGUUGUUAAGUACGGGAUCGACCGAAGCGACAUUGUUCUUGGCCGAAUCCUUGGUGAAGGUUUUUUCGGGGAAGUCUACGAUGGAGUUUACAAAAAACUAAAUGGAGAGAGGACCAAUGUGGCAGUGAAGACCUGCAAAGACUGCUCACCUGAUGUGAUGGAGAAGUUCAUGAGUGAAGCAGUAAUUAUGAAGAACCUGGAUAACCAGCACAUUGUCAAACUGAUUGGCAUCAUAGAGGAGGACCCUGUGUGGAUCGUCAUGGAGCUGUAUGAGCAUGGAGAGCUGGGGAACUAUCUGACCCAGAACCAGAGUACGCUGACUGAUAUUACGCUGGUGCUGUUCAGCCUGCAGAUCUGCAAAGCUCUGGUCUACCUCGCAGGGGUCAACAUGGUACACAGAGACAUUGCUGUGCGGAACGUGCUAGUUGCCAGUCCAGACUGUGUGAAGCUCGGGGACUUCGGUUUGUCGAGAUACAUUGAGGAUGAAGAAUACUACAAAGCGUCUGUUACUCGGUUGCCAAUCAAGUGGAUGGCCCCAGAAUCCAUCAACUUCAGACGCUUCACCACAGCCAGCGACGUCUGGAUGUUUGCUGUCUGUAUGUGGGAGAUCAUGAGUGUUGGACAGCAGCCGUUUUUCUGGCUGGAGAACCGAGACGUGAUCAACCAGCUGGAGCAGGGCAUCCGGCUGCCCAAGCCCGACAACUGCCCCCCCGCCCUCUACUCACUGAUGACCCGCUGCUGGUCCUACGACCCCAGAGAGAGACCCAACUUCACCGAGCUGGUGGUCAAGAUCAGCGAUGUCCACAAUAUGGUGAAGGAACAGGAAGUGGAGAGAGAGAGGGACAGAGCACGCUCCACUAAACUCUUCGACCCCAAAUUCAACUUCAAUGGGCCUCCUCCCAAGCCAUCAAGGAUGAAACCAGGGCGGUUCGGGAACAUGCUCAGUAUCGGUCUGCACAUUCAGCUGAACGAGGCGUUAUGUGCCAGCUCCCCUGACCUGGCCAGCCCGUGUGAAUACCAGACCCCCGUCGACUCCAUGAGCACUCUCACGCUGCCGGGCAGGUCUCCUCGCCGCCGCAGCAUGGCGGAGGGCGAGUUUUUCCGAGUGGAGCCGAACAGCAGGGAGGACGCGGCGCGCCUCUGGCAGAGGGAGCGGCAGGACAUGCAGCACACUCUCCGCCGGCAGAAGGAGCAGAUGAUGGAGGAUGAGAAGUGGCUGGAAAAGGAGGAGAAACUCCUGGACCCCAUGGGACCAGAGGACACUGCGGGCCCAGCGUCCCCUGAAGCUGACACUGAGCAUGCCCCUCCAGAGAAGCCCCCUCGGCUCACAGCACAGGCUGCGCCCACAGCUGAGCUGGACCGCUCUGAUGACAAAGUGUACCUCUACGUCAUGGACCUGGUCAAAGUUGUUGUUCAACUCAAGAAUGACAUCAUUGAGGCUCCGCCGGAGAAAUAUAUCACUAUUGUUAAGUCUGUCGGGAUGGCUCUACGAGAUCUGAUCCGCAGUGUGGAUGACAUACUGCCCACCUUACACGAGUCUGUGAGGACUGAGAUAGAGGGCACCCAGAAGCUGCUGAACAACGACAUGGCGGAGCUGAUCAGCAAAAUGCGACUGGCCCAGCAGAACUCCAUCACCUCUUUGAAGGACGAGUGUAAGAAACAGCUGCUCACUGCAGCACACACUCUGGCUAUGGACAGCAAGAACAUGUUGGACGCUGUGGACCAGGCCAGAGUCAGGGCCAACCUAGCCAAGCCAGUGGCCCCCUAGUGGACAGUUUACACAUCAAGCUAAUGAUUCACAUUCCAGUCAGAAUUAACAUUUGCACACAGUUGAGCAUUUUAGAUGUCAUCAAACUGCUUUUAUUCAGGCUGUGGCAGGACGUCAUCAUACCUAUAUGUGUUGCUAUGUUUUAAUAUUAUGGUACAGCUCAGAGGAGAAGUAAGACAACUUGGAAAAAAGCGUGCGUACUUCUGUAUGCCAACAUUAAUGAUGGUCCAUUGGCAUCAUAUCUAGGAUGCCACCAUUUCACACUUCUUUUUUAUGUAAACUUUUCUUAACGAUUUAAUUAUCUGCUCAGAAAUUGAAAAACCUUGUAAAUAUAAAAUGUGCCUUAUGAGUACUUUUGGUUUUUAUAGCAGAGAAAAUAAAAGUGAAAUGUAAAGUUGACAAAACCAAACAGUCGGCCAUUCAAAUGUUCAAAAGUGUUUUAUAUACAGUAUGAAUCCCAAGUUUAACUGUGAUGCAUUUUAUUAAAAAUGAUGAGAUGAAGACUACAAUGGCAUGAAUAUGGAUUGUCUGUCAGGAACUCUCUAAUAUUUCCACUAUCAUUAUAAAAUAUGAAUUUCUAGCACGUAAAUCAAGUGUUGAAAAAAUAAAUAUCAAGAUGUAUACCUCUGUAAAUGUCUACUCGUUGAAUCUAGAUUUAGGAAGGCCAGCUGUAGGAAUCAUAAUCUGACGCUGCUGUUAAGGUCAUUUUCACACCACUCAAUACAUGCUAUAAAGACGGCUUUUUAAAGGUUU